Molecule: messenger RNA, 1926 nt
Organism: Chlamydomonas reinhardtii
Lineage: Eukaryota; Viridiplantae; Chlorophyta; Chlorophyceae; Chlamydomonadales; Chlamydomonadaceae
Exons: 7
Coding region: 197-931 (244 amino acids)
Source: RefSeq, a predicted model, not a curated record
CAAUUCAUGACGCAGUGUGCUUGGACGACCGAUCAUGCCCCCGACUCGGCGACUCGCCGACUCCGAGACCAAAGGAAUGAGCGGCCCCAAUUACACACGCGGCACAACGUCGCAGCCCCGUCAUGACACACAAGGUGCACAUAUAGCUGCGUAGCUAACGCAAUCUUACAUAGCCACAGCGUAGAGACUGCCCAACAUGGCUGGCAGUCGCGACUCACGUACAAUGGGCGUGCUGGCCUGCAUGGGCGCCUGCAUCGUCGUUAUUGUUGCCUGCGGCAUUGCAAUUCUGGCAAUAAAUAGGCAGCACCUUGCGGAUGUCACCUACACCUGCUGGUAUGUGUGGCCAUACACCACCUGCACCGCGUAUUACUGGGGUUGCAUGGCGUCUGAGGACUUCUCGGACUCCACGCCAUGCAGCUAUCUGUACGCCGUGGGAUCCAUUAGCAUCUUCAGCGGCCUCAUGACCCUGGCGUGCAUGGGCUGCCCUGGCGGCGUUAUCGGUAACUCCGUCUCGGGAGUCUUCCACAUCAUCUGGUUUGCGGUCGCGGGCGCAUACUUCACUGACAAGUACAACGGCGCGCAUGCCCUGCCUCUGGACAACUGGCGCCACGCCAUCAUGGCCCUGUGCUGGACUUCGCUCUCGUUCGGCGCCGUGCAACUGCUGGUCUCCGUGUUCGCCUGCGUGAAGAUGCGCGACCGCGGCGGCGAGUACGAGGAGCGCCCCCAUAAGCACGAGCACAAGUCGCACGCGGAGAUGACUGACCAGCAUCCCCCGCCGCCCAUGGCCAACCCCUACCCUCCCCCGCCUGCGCCUUACGGCUACGGCUACCCCGCGCCGCCGCCGCCGCCGCCCGCCGCGUACGGCUACGGUGCCCCGCCGCCGCCGGCAGGCUAUCCCUAUGGCGCUCCGCCGCCCCCGGCAAACUAUUAACUGGGUGAACUGUAUUCCGAUUGCCGCGGGUGACUAUCAAGCUUGGCCUGGUCAAGGCCUGCUGGCAAGGAGGAGGUAGAGGACGAUGUGUGGCAAGCGCGGCCUUUGUGUGCUGAUGACCGCUGGCGCCUGGGUGCAGCAGCAGCAGCACGCAGGCCACACUCGAGUUACUUUGGGUAUGCAAGCUUGAAUCAGUUGUAGUCACAAUGAUUGGGCGCACACGCUUGCGAGCUGCUUUAUAAACUGCCGGGGUCCAAGAGUUGUGUUCGCAACAUGUCGAUAAUUGCCCCAAACUGGAUUGAAGGUUUUCGCACCAUGCAUGCGCAUUCGCGCCAUGUGACGCUUGCGCUUGAAAUGUGGAAUGUCACGUUGGCGCUAAUGGUCCAAACCCUGGAGAGUUAGAGUCACUCAGUUGUAAUGUUGCACGGAAAUUGGCAUCAGUGAUGCAUCCCUGGUUGACAUGCUGCACGCCGUACGCACGGUACUGACAAAUAAUGGCUGGGGCAACGGAAUGCGCCCAGCGCCCCCGGAAGAUACCUGAUGGGACGUGAGUGCGUGGGAGCAUCGCAAGGCCUCAUCCGCCUGGAAUGGCGAGCAGGAAGACUCAGCAGAAGCGUGGUGCGCCUGGUCGCCCCCGUGGCUGCCGGUCCUUGAGGCAUGGGGGUGGCAAGGCGUGUGUGCCACUGCUGGGCACAAGAGCCUGCUGGGGCGUCUUGAGGUAUAAGGGGGGGAGAUGCUGCUUGGAUGCCUUGACAGUCGGCACACUAGCCUAUGAGCUCUUUGAAGCCAAAGGAUGUCGUGCCACAGUAGUAAAAAGAGUCGCUGUGUGCACGCAUGUGUACGUGUGUUCUGGCCUCUGGGGCAUUGUCCACGACUGGGGUGAAACUACAUAUAUACCCCCGUCGAUCCAGCAGCCCCUGGCAGCAAGGGGCAGUCCACCCCGCCUAUUGGAAGCAGCAGCUAACACCUACGCGCAAAUGUAAGGCGCAUCGAUC